Messenger RNA from Metarhizium brunneum ARSEF 3297, 1290 nucleotides. RefSeq names its product Apurinic-apyrimidinic endonuclease 1 (gene APN1). Lineage: Eukaryota; Fungi; Ascomycota; Sordariomycetes; Hypocreales; Clavicipitaceae. Gene Ontology annotation, molecular function: phosphoric diester hydrolase activity; DNA binding; DNA-(apurinic or apyrimidinic site) endonuclease activity. The record is from RefSeq and is a predicted model, not a curated record. Gene Ontology annotation, cellular component: nucleus; mitochondrion. Gene Ontology annotation, biological process: base-excision repair.
AUGCCUCGAGCAUCCCCUAGGAAGCGGCAGGUGGUAAGCUACAACGAGGACUCUGACGGGGCGGCUCCCAAAACCAUCAAGAAGUCGAAAAGCGCCGUCACGAAAGUGGCAACGAAAAUCACCGGCAAGCGAAAGUUAGACUCCGUAACCGAAAGAGAAGGUAGCACACAGAGUAAAAAGCAACAAAAAAGGCCCAAGACAAACGCAAAGGCGGAAGAAAGCGCAAUGAAGUUGGCAGACAGGACAACCAUGUCCUCACUGACCAAGGCCAUGUACAUAGGCGCUCAUGUUAGUGCCGCUGGAGGGGUCCAAAAUGCUGUUUCCAACGCCGUCCAGAUUGGAGCCAACUCAUUCGCUCUCUUUCUCAAGUCUCAACGCAAAUGGGACAAUCCUCCAAUUCCUACAGAGGCCCGUGAUCUCUUCACUAGCAACUGCAAAGAGCACAAUUACAGCACCGCAGAGCAUGCCCUACCCCAUGGGUCGUAUCUCGUCAAUCUGGCGCAAGCGGACGAGUCCAAGGCCGCACAAGCCUACAAAAGCUUCGUUGACGAUCUCGAGAGAUGUGAACAACUCGGGAUCAAAUUGUACAAUUUCCAUCCAGGCUCAACUGGAGGAGAGGCCCGACCAGCGGCAAUUGGCCGGAUUGCUGCACAAUUGAACCGUUCACACAAGGCGACUCAAUCAGUGAUUACAGUCCUAGAGAAUAUGGCCGGUGCGGGCAAUGUGAUUGGCUCAACCUGGGAAGACUUGAGGGACAUUAUUGCGUUGGUAGACCAGAAGGAUCGAGUAGGCGUCUGCAUAGAUACCUGCCAUGCAUUCGCAGCUGGGUACGACCUGCGGACCCCAGAUGCAUUUAAAAAGACCAUGGAGGCAUUCGACAAGACUGUUGGAUAUAGAUACCUCAAGGCGUUCCACUUGAAUGAUAGCAAAGCCCCCCUUAAUUCCAAUCGAGACCUGCAUGCGAAUAUCGGAACUGGCUUUCUAGGCCUCCGCGCGUUCCACGGCGUCAUGAAUUGCGAUAACUUUUGCAAUAUGCCCAUGAUCCUGGAGACACCCAUCGAUAAGAAGGGCCCAGACGGAAAGACAGUUGAAGACAAGCAAGUCUGGGCAGAUGAAAUCAAGCUACUAGAGAGCCUCAUAGGAAUGGACCCAGAGAGCGACGAGUUCAAGGAGAAAGAAAAGGAACUUCAGGUUAAAGGUGCAGCAGAGCGCAACAGAAUCCAAGACCAGGUUGACAAAAGAUCGGUCAAGAAUGCUAAGAAAGGUUCAAGGACGAAAAGAAUUGUGUAA